GUACUCAUCAACAUAUUCAUCGCCAUAGACACCUUCCACGUCAUCGUGGUCCUUGUCAUACCAACAGAUUCUGUGGUACGAACUGAUGUCUCGAUACUUUUUGAUGCCUAUUGCGGCUGUGAGGUCGAGGUAGCCUUCGUGACCUAUGCGCGCCGCUGCAGACGGUGAUCUGUUCCCUGCCGAGAGCUCAGCUCGACACAUGACAUACCUGACGCCACCAUUCCUGCUCGUUGCCUGCGGCUGCUUGGCCCACUUCCCGAAGCACUUACCAGACAAGGCUGGCCGCAAAGUGCUUGCAAAACUCCCGCCGCGCUUCCGAGCCAGGCGUGAGCCCUUCGUAGCAGAUUGGACACUUGCCGCUUUCUCGCGGCACGCGCUUCUUUUCCGAAGCAGAAGAGUAAUUGAAUGCUUGUUGGCGGUGCGCACAAAUGCCAGGAUAUGCGCGGGUGACUGUGUU
Messenger RNA from Tilletiaria anomala UBC 951, 457 nucleotides. RefSeq lists its product as uncharacterized. The transcript has a single exon. The annotation marks the transcript as partial. Lineage: Eukaryota; Fungi; Basidiomycota; Exobasidiomycetes; Georgefischeriales; Tilletiariaceae. The record is from RefSeq and is a predicted model, not a curated record.